AUGUUUCAACAACUUCCUCCCGGCAGCGCCAUUAUUUCAAAUACCCCCAUCGUUUCAAAAUACGAUUAUAAACCAAGUCUAACUAAAGUGCCUGUGGAAUACAUCUUUAUUGACAAGAACCAUCAACUACGAUCUAAAGCAAAGACAUUGGACUUUAUACCAACCUCACUUAAAGAUAUCCCGCCAUUAAAUCUAUUUCUAGAUGAUGAACAAAAGAAAGCAAACGAAGAUUUACACUUGACACUACAGCAAUAUCAACCUGUCGCCAUGUAUGAUGACCCUUUUCGUGCUACUCAUGGUGGAAAGUUAGUCUUGUGUGAAUCACCUACACGAAAAGAGUGUAAAGACAUUAUGGAUCAUUAUGCUCUGCUAGAACCAUGGUUUGGAAUGGAACAGGAAUACGUCCUAUUUGAUCCAAAAACGAAUAAACCUUUAGGCUGGCCAAUGCAUGGUGAACCUGAAUCCCAGGGUAAAUAUUAUUGCGGUGUAGGUGCAGGUAAAAUCUUUGGUAGAGAUAUCAUUGAAGCCCAUUAUAGAGCAUGUUUAUAUGCAGGCAUCACCAUAUGCGGGUCAAAUGCAGAGGUCACACCAGGUCAGCUAGAAUAUCAGAUUGGACCAUGCGUUGGCGUAUCUAUCGGGGAUGAAUUAUGGGUGGCAAGGUACAUUAUGGAACGCGUAGCUGAAGAUUUCGGUAUAAUUGUGUCGCUGCAUCCAAAACCCAUUUUAGGCGAUUGGAAUCCCACAGGCUGCCACACAAAUUUCUCCACAAAAGAAAUGCGGUCAGUGGAGACGGGAUUACAAGCAAUAGAUCAAGCAAUUGAGAAUAUGAGUUGGAAGCAUCUAGAACAUAUCCAGGUGUAUGGUCAAGAUAAUCAUUUAAGAUUAACGGGAGAAUAUGAGACGGGUCACAUUAGUGUAUUUUCAUACGGCGUCGGUAAUCGUGGAGCAUCCAUCAGAAUCCCUCGUAGAGUCGCACUAGAAGGAAAAGGUUACAUGGAAGAUCGUCGGCCUGCUUCGAAUAUAGAUCCAUAUCUCGUCACUUCCAUCAUGAUGAAAUCAUCUUUUAAUUACAAGUCUCCGCUUGAGCAAUCCAUAUCAUGUAUAUUUUAA
Mucor mucedo is the source of this 1110-nucleotide messenger RNA. RefSeq lists its product as uncharacterized. Gene Ontology annotation, molecular function: glutamine synthetase activity. The record is from RefSeq and is a predicted model, not a curated record. Gene Ontology annotation, cellular component: cytoplasm. The coding region runs from base 1 to 1110 and encodes 369 amino acids. The transcript has 3 exons. Lineage: Eukaryota; Fungi; Mucoromycota; Mucoromycetes; Mucorales; Mucoraceae.